Ylistrum balloti is the source of this 3717-nucleotide messenger RNA. RefSeq names its product probable serine/threonine-protein kinase kinX. The transcript is spliced from 11 exons. Gene Ontology annotation, biological process: peptidyl-aspartic acid hydroxylation. Gene Ontology annotation, cellular component: endoplasmic reticulum. Bases 1 to 3717 code for a protein of 1238 amino acids. Lineage: Eukaryota; Metazoa; Mollusca; Bivalvia; Pectinida; Pectinidae. The record is from RefSeq and is a predicted model, not a curated record. Gene Ontology annotation, molecular function: peptidyl-aspartic acid 3-dioxygenase activity; protein binding.
AUGGCGAGCGGGAAGAAAAAGGCAUCCAAGAAUAAAUCCCAGAAAAGCAAUUAUCAUCAAGAAAAUGAUUUUAGUAAUAAGAAGAGGCAGACAACACCUGAUAAACAACAGAAGUCUACACAGAAUGGCCAAACCAAGAAAUCAGAACAAAUUUUGACUGCACCAAAAUCCAACUCCAAGAAAGCCAGUCGUUCACACUGCCCGCAUAUGUGUGUUAUCUUUAUUUUCACCAUAAUGGUGGCUGUGGGAGCAGUUAUAUAUGCUAAUGAGGAAUAUCAAGUAGUAAUUGAAAGGACAUUAGAAGAAUAUAAAGUUCAAGACAAGCUACUUAUGGCAUAUGAUCAACUCAGGUCUCUCAAAAGUCAACUUCAUGAAGCCUUUUUACAGCUUAAAUCUCAAAUUGCUGAGCCUGAAUCUGAAAAAAGUCAGCGACCAAAGAGAGAUUCUGAAGAUCAAGAGACUGGAGAAGAUGUGGAGAAAACGGUGACAGAACAAAAGAUUCAAGAUACACAUGAACAACCAGAAAUCAUUGAUGAGCUCUCACCACAAGACAUUCAUGAAGAAAAUGGUGAUAUCGAUGUAUCAGAACAAAUCCAAGAAUUUGAACCAGAACAUGUUGAAGCUUAUGAGACAGAACAAAUAGAAAUGCCUGAACAAGAACAAGUUGAAUCCUUUGACCACGAUGAAAUUGAACCGCUGCAGGUUGAUGUCACUGAACAAGAAAAAGAGCCGAUAUUAUCUGAGUUUAUCGACCAUGUAAAACUAGAAACUGAGAAACAAGAACCUGUUGAGCUAGGAGUUGAGAAAAUAGAGGUUGACACAGUGGAUUUCCCAGAAGCAAAAGAACCAGAAGUCGUGGAGGUUAUUGAAGAUGAAGAAGAUGCUGCAAAACUAGAGACAGAAGAAGGUGAGGUUCCCAAACCUGUAGAACCAGAAGUAAAUAAACCAGAGCCAGAAGAAUUAAGGGUAGAAGCAGAGAAGAAUGAACCAGGAAAUGUGAUAUUUAAUAAACCUGAACUCGUACAGACCACAGAACCAAUGCAGGAUGCAAUGUCUGAACCAGAACAACCUCAAAUAUCAGAAGUAGAUGAAAAUAUUCAACCAAGUCAACCAGGACUUUCUGAACCAGAGCUGGACCAAUUCAAUGAGCCUGAGAUUAUGAAAGAACAAGAAUCUGAAGCAAGAUCAGUAAAUGAACCAAAACAACCUGAAAUCGCAGAACAAGAACUAGCUCAACCCAUUGAGCCAGAACUUACUCCAGAAAUAGAACCUGAAGUGGUACAUGCUACUGAGGAAGAACAAAUUCUUGAACCAGCUCAGCCACAAGCAAAUGAAUUGGAUCUCAGCAAAUUGAAAGAGCCAGAAGCUGUUGUAGCUACAGAAGAAGGGAAAGAUCCUGAACCAUCACAACCAGAAAUUACUGAACCAAUUGAAGAAGAAAUGGUUACACCAGAACAGUCUGACAUAAGUGAACAAGAUCCUGUUGGUGGCAUGACAGCACAUUCAGAAAUGGCUACAGAGACAGAACAAAAUCAACAAACUGCAGAACUCACAGAAAAGGAAGAAAAAGAAUUGUUUGAACAACUUAAACACGAGCAACAAAAAGCAGUUAAUGAACCAAACAAGAACAAUUUGCAAAAUAAGAUAUCCUCUAUGUUAGAUAAUGAAGAUGACACAGAAGAUGAUGAUGAAACUGAUGGAGACCAAACAAACAUUCAAGGUGUUUCAGAGCAAAUCAGAGAAGAGGUUACUCCAGAACCCAUCAGAGAGGAGGUUACUCCAGAACCCAUCAGAGAGGAGGUUACUCCAGAACCAGUCAGAGAGGAGAUUACUCCAGAACCCAUCAGAGAGGAGGUUACUCCAGAACCCAUCAGAGAGGAGGUUACUCCAGAACCAGUCAGAGAGGAGGUUACUCCAGAACCAGUCAGAGAGGAGGUUACUCCAGAACCCAUCAGAGAGGAGGUUACUCCAGAACCAAUCAGAGAGGAGGUUACUCCAGAACCAAUCAGAGAGACUACUCCAGAACCAAUCAGAGAGGAGACUACUCCAGAACCCAUCAGAGAGGAGGUUACUCCAGAACCCAUCAAGGAGGAGACUACUCCAGAACCAAUCAGAGGGGAGGUUACUCCAGAACCAGUCAGAGAGGAGGUUACUCCAGAACCAGUCAGAGAGGAGGUUACUCCAGAACCCAUCAGAGAGGAGACUACUCCAGAACCAAUCAGAGAGGAGACUACUGCAGAACCCAUCAGAGAGGAGGUUACUCCAGAACCAGUCAGAGAGGAGGUUACUCCAGAACCAAUCAGAGAGGAGGUUACUCCAGAACCAAUCAGAGAGGAGGUUACUCCAGAACCCAUCAGAGAGGAGGUUACUCCAGAACCAGUCAGAGAGGAGGUUACUCCAGAACCGGUCAGAGAGGAGGUUACUCCAGAACCCAUCAAAGAGGAGGUUACUCCAGAACCGGUCAGAGAGGAGGAUGAGAAUAUUGAAACAAGUACUAAAGAGACAGAUACUGAGAAAUCAAAGAAGGAAACAGAGAGAGUAAGAAAAGCAGAGGAGAAGGCAGCAUAUCCACACCUCCUUAUCACAAACAGUCGUGACUACAGAAACAGAAAGAGACUGGAUAGUGCAGACAAACUAAGCGAGGAGGGAGACUUGGAAGAAGCCUUGACUAAAUAUGAUAAGGUUUUACAAAAUUACCCCAAUAGUCCCCGCGCCAAUUAUGGCAAGGGAAUAGUUCUGGACAAAAUGGCUGAAAAAAGGCAGAGUAACGCCUUUCUGGAGCAAGCUAUCAGCAGUCUUGACAAACUUCUCAAUAUCCCAGAUGUUCCUGACAGGCUACUUCAGCUAGGUGGCAGACGAUUGGCUGAGAGACAACAGUUCAGAGGUUGGGGAGAUAAAGCUACAAAGACGUGGCGUCACCUGGUAGAGAAAUUCCCUGAGGACUACAACAUUCGUAACCAGCUAGGUUUGAGCUACAUUCUCAUUGGGAACAUGGUUGCAGCCAAAAAUGUUUUCUCUGAGGUCCUCUCCAUCCAUCCUGUUGAUGGCUUUGCAAAAGUCCACCUUGGCUUCAUACUCAAGUCUGCUGACCUAAACUUCAAGGAGGCUAUUCCAUUACUACAGGAAGGGAUAGCAACAGGUGAACCUGGGACAGAGGAUGGCAGAUUCUAUUUCCACUUGGGGGAGGCACUACAAAGGAUAGGCAAUACAGAAGAGGCAUACAAAUUUUACCAUGAAGGAGCUGCUAAAGGUCUUUUCCUGUCAGCGUACCAGAGGUCACUUUAUAAUGUAUGGACUUUAACCAGUCGACCUUGGUGGACAGUUGAGGAAACAGGAUAUGCAAGACAUAUCAAGCUGCUGGAGGAUAACUGGAAGGUCAUCAGAGAUGAAGCUGUUAGUCUGCUCAAUUCCAACACAGGAGAUUUCUUACCUGAAGAUGAAAACCUCCGGGAAACUGGAGACUGGAAACAAUUAACAUUAUACAGUAGAGGAAGAAAAGAGAAAAACAAUUGUAACAAGGCACCAAAGACUUGUGAACUUAUUGAACGAAUUCCUGAGUCAAAGGAAUGUCGUCGUGGUCAGGUGAAGUUCUCUGUGAUGCAACCAGGAGUCCAUGUAUGGCCUCAUUGUGGCCCAACAAACUGCCGACUUCGUGCCCACCUUGGACUAGUGGUGCCACCUGGUCCCAGAAUAAGGGUCGUCAAUGAAACAAAGUAA